UCCGGGGGGCGCGCGGAGAAAGAGACAGGAAGAGAGAGAGAGAGAAAGCGCGCGCGCAAGGGAGAGGAGACAUACUGGUUAAAGGCUACGACAAAAAAAAAAAAAAACCAUGAUGAUAAUGGAGUCAAGGCGGUGGAGGAUGUCGGAUUUACGGGAAAGGACUGUUGAAAUUUGACAGAGGGCUCGCGUCAAAGAGAGCGUUUCAUUUUUGAUUUUUCGUAUUCUUCGUCUUCUUCAUUUGAUUUCCACACGCUUGCGUGGACGCUAGAGAAGCGAACGGCAGAGGAACAGCAGCACCCCCACGAAUGCCUCGGAAGGUAAAAACGGGCUCUACCGCUGGCGCCACAGGCACCAUCUCAUCCCCCCCCGGAUGGUGAUAAAGGACAUCCCGAAGAAAAGCUCCGGACUGAUGGAUGAGGAGGAACAUCAGCUUUAGCCCCCCCACACCCUCACCCCCACCAUCCACCUGACGAUUGGGAAAGGAAAUAAAUCCUAUUCUGAUGGAUUUUCUUUAGAUUUUUUUCCUUUUUUUUUCUUUUUUCUUUUUUUUGUUAAUCAUUUAUGGUGUAGCCCCAAGGAAAAACCAGCAAUGUUGAAUCACUGGUGUUGGUAAAUUAUUCAUCAGAGGUAGAAGUAGGCUAUGAUUUUCUAUUGCUUUAAUGUAGCAUUCCUUACAUUUCAUUUUUUUAUUUUUGUAACGUAUUGUCUUCUGGGGGUCGUAUACAUAUUUUCAGGUCCCAUGAUUUUUUAGGCCCAUUCCAGAGAGAGAGAGAGAAAGAGGGAGUGAGAGAGAAAGCCAAAGCGGGGGAAAAUCUUAGCGCAAAGAGAGCUUUGGGAUAUUUAUGUGUCAAAUCUGUGUGGUGGGGUUUCUACAUAUUCAUAUAUUUUUUUCUUGUAAGAGUAAAGAAAGACAAAUUAAAGGUGUAAAAGACGGGGAAAAACAGCAAACAUGUUGCCUUCCCAAGAAGCCUCCAAGAUCUACCAUGACAACUACAUGCGCAACUCCCGGGCCAUCGGGGUUCUGUGGGCCAUCUUCACCAUCUGCUUCGCCAUCGUUAACGUGGUGGUGUUCAUCCAGCCCUACUGGAUUGGCGACAGCGUCAAGACGCCGCACAUCGGCCACUUCGGCCUUUUUCACUACUGCGUGGGCAGCGUGCAGGCGUCCAGCCGGGACCUCACCUGCGUGGGCAGCUUCUCCGACUUCGGCUCCAUCCCGUCGGGAGCCUUCAAGGCCGCCUCGGUAUUCGUGCUCCUGUCCAUGGUGCUGACCCUCAGCUGCAUCGCCUGCAUGGCGCUCUUCUUCUUCUGCAACACCUCCACCGUUUACAAGACCUGUGCCUGGAUGCAGCUGCUGUGCGGAGUGUGCCUGGUGCUGGGUUGCAUGAUCUUCCCCGACGGCUGGGAUGCGGAAGUGAUCCGGGAUAUGUGUGGGGAGCAUUCAGGAAAAUACUCUCUGGGUGACUGCUCAGUACGCUGGGCCUACAUGCUGGCCAUCAUGGGCAUCCUGGACGCCCUCAUCCUCUCCUUCCUGGCCUUCGUCCUGGGAAACCGGCAGACAGACUUCUAUCUGGAUGAUCUGCAGACAGACAACAAAGAUUUUGCUGUUUCGAGGAUUGAGGUACGAGACAGAAGAGAGCCGCGAUACGGAGUGCAACGUCUUCACUGAGGGCAACAAUGGCACUGAACAACUUCUCUCUUUCUCUUCUCUAUCUCUCCGCCCUCUAUUCUUCUUUCCUAUCCAAUGAUCAGGAUAUCACCCAAUUUCAAUGCAGACACCCCGUGUAUAAGAUUGUGUAAGAUAUAAAAAAAAAAAAACUACAACAAACACGAGGAUAAACUAUAUUUUGAAAAAAAAAUACAAGGUUGUACAGUGCAUUUAACGCUCAACUUUCUCAACAAAUACCUUUAUGAUGAAAAAUAUUUACUGUAUUUAAAGUCUUGAGUUUUUUUUUGUGUGAGAACUCCGAUCCCUAAGAUGAAGAACCAUAACGUCCGUUUUACAGUUGUUUAUUUAAAGUGUCGCUAUUUACUGACUUUGAGUUUGUGUGGUGUGUACAUUCAAAGCAUCAAACAACAGAUAAGAGGUACUCCUCGCACAGUUACAGUCAUGACUCGCAAUAUACCAGAACGUUCCAUUACUACACACGUAAAAAAAAAAAAAAAAAAAAAAAAAAAAAAAAGGGACUCAUAUGGCUCUUCAUCUAAGGACUUUUAAAUGUGAAGAAUUUAAAGGAGUACCCCAUUGCAGCUUUACAGAAUUUAACAUCUCUGGGAGAUUCUCUACUGUACAUACUAAACAAUGUAAAUAACAUAACUGCUGACGUGAACAGCCGACGACAAAACCUCAUCUGACUCCGAUGCAUUCGAGUAUAGUAUUUCUACCCUCCGUUUCAGUGUUCCUCGUGCUGGAAGGGCAUCUGAGUGUACGUUCGGAUUUGCUGUGUUCCUACGAUUCCCCACUACUGAUUUAGUGGGAUCACACAGAUGGGAAUAACACAGACCUCAUAGCUGGAAGAUCCACAGAGAAGCAGAGCACCGUGACUCGGAAUAAAUGUGUUUGAUCACCUUUUUUUUCUUUUUUUUUUUUUUGAGGGGGGAAAAAAAAGAGACACUACUCCUGCGUCAACAUGGCCUCAAAAGAAGCUGCUUAUUGUAGAUUUCCACCCUCUAGUAUGUUGUCAAUUUUACCGUUGACUUGAGCUGCAACUGUCAUGUCGAAAAAUCUUUUAUUUGUGUUUCACAUGUUUGUGUCAUCUCACAAUCCCCCUCUCUUCAGUGUGCAGUUUACUCCAGUUUAUGGUUCCAGCAUACAGUGAUCAGUUUACGCUACAGAUGUCUUAAGACUGUGUGAAUAUGACUGCUAGUGCUGGCCCCAAGUGCUGCAUUAAGGCCAUGUCACAUAUGCCUCUUUAAAAUAGAAAAUCCCCGGUGGGACAACCAUCUGCUAUAAAAAAAAAAGUUUAAAAUUUAAAUAAUAAUAAAACCAGCUAGUGCGGCAAAAAGACAAAGGUAGACACUUUCUGACUUAAAAGCAUUUCAACACUUCAGUGUAGUUCUUCAUGAAUAAGGAAAAUAGGUGAAUGAGUGAAUGUGCUAAACUUGAUUUUAAAUUUUUUAUGCAAUUACUAAAGUGAUGGCUUGGAUUUUAUUUUUAAAGUGAAGUGCUGUGAAGUUAGCAGUAAUAUACCUAAAGUAAGAAAGUUUGUGUUUUUUGAAUAUUUCUUUAUCCUAGAAAUGCUUCUAGGCCAUAAAUUCCUUUAAGCUAAUUAAUUUUCCCCUUAAAUUGUACCAAAUUUGGAAAUAAAAGGCAUUUUAGGGUUGAGCAUCAGAGCUCUGUAUGUGGGUUACGCCAUGAAAAGCUAGCCAAGUCCUUUAUGCUAAGGGCAUAAAGCUUAUUUUGCUACUGUCUGCAGUUCGGCUUCUAUUAAGGCAUUGAAAGAUUGAAGUUUGAACAAACAAGACAUACAGUGUAUUUGUAGCUUACCAAUUUAAAACAAGGACCUCAACAACAACAACAGACUUGUAAGUCCUUGUUAAGCUGGACGCCAGCUUGGUCAGACACUGCUGUGGGAUGGCAUCUGAUUCCUCAACUAGCCAUUGUCAUCAGUCAGCCAGUGUGGUUGUAUUGGUCACCCUGGCAUUAAUGGGACGCCCUGGCUGAUCCUACAGGUGCUUGCGUUGCAGGCAGACCAUUACAUCCUCUCCACUCCCAGAGUUUAAAUGUAUUUUCUGGUAAAUCUGCCUCUGGAGUAGCCUGGUAAAAAAACAGCCCUUUGAGAAACAAUUGUUUCCAGGAGGCUGUGGACUCUGUUGAAGUUUUAAAUUUUAACCAACUGCCAACGUUUGGCUGUGACAUAUGUAAUCUGCCAGUUCUAUGCUAUGAAGAUUACUGGAAAUUACCUGCUCUGUAACCAACCAUUCUCCACUGUGAAGAGAGAAACGCUGUACUGUUAAUGCUAAUUCAAUAUUUGGGUUGGGGUUAGCUAGUUAGUUGCUAAAGCUACAGCCAGACUACAACUCUAAAACGGCACAGAAAAUCAAGGUUAUCAUCCACAACUUCUUCGGUUUUCUGUCUGGCCUGGCAGAAACUCUACCGGAGCUAUAAGUGAGAUCUGAAUUUAGCAGAAUAGUGCAAGAAAGAAAUGGCUGGGCUAAUUCUGGAGGUAAGCAUUGACAUUUUGGAGGAUAGAAUUUGAUCCCUAAGAGGGGAGAUGUGGAGAUUUUCACUGAUUUUUAAAUAGCAUUUUGAUAUCUCUCUUCACUGAGAUUGCCUUUAACGAUGACAAGCCUUGGUUUUCCAGUGAGGGUCAUGCUGUCCUACACCAUACACACUGCCUCCAUCAGAAACAGAUUGGCCUUGGCUGAGUAGGACAGAGAACAUUAUCUCUGUCCUGACGUAGGUCCUCAACUCUACAACAGUUUAGGGGGAAAAAAUGCCAAGAAGCAUUGUUUUAAAAAAAACAAUGACCAAACAUAAAUCUUCUUACUAACUAACCUGUUUAGUUCAUUACCUAUUGUAGACGUUACAUUCUAUGUCAAUUAGUUCUUAGAAAAAUAACGAACUUAUCUGAGCCACUGAAGGCUUGCAGCUAGCCUGGCGGAUUAGCCUUAGAUAACUUUAACCAUUUAAGACAACAAAACAAACUAGUUUAAUCUGUGGGAUGCAAAGCUGCUAUAGAGGACAUUAAAUGUUACAGUUUCACAAGUUACCAUUCUCUUUUUUUUCACCUAAACAAUGUGUUUCUGCGCUAAAGUUACAUUGGUUGAGGUUGUUGGAUGAGACAAUGGGACUCGUCAACUUUUUUAAGAGGGAAGUAAACCAUUACAUUUUGCAACCUGUCAUUUCAGCAACUUUAUCAAAAGAUGUGGUUCUUGCAGGUCUUACAGGUCUCAAAGUGGUUUGGGAAAGAUCCCAUUCAGAUUGAUACUUUGCCAAAGUAACUUUAGCAACUUUAGUUUGGCGACAAAAACAAGAAAUAAACAUUACUGACUUCUGAAUAUAUACCAGUUAAUAUCUACUAAUGUAGCACUGCAUCACAUGGUAUUAAGAUUUUCAGUUUGAGUUUUUUUAUUUUUUUAUUUUAUUUCUAAAAUUAGCUAAAGUGGGUGAAGACCUUUCUUAAUAGCUACUAGCUAACUGCUGUUAAAGGACAUCGAUACCACAAAGGCAACAAACUGAUAACUUACAGAUCCAAGCUAUUGCCUUAUGGGGAAAAAACACAUUUUAACACAACAUUUAGGCAAACGCUGAUAAAUUAGCUCAUUUUAAACAUUUUGCAUCAAGUCCUGUUUUUCUCCCAUCAUCUUUAUUUAGGAACAUUAGUGAAACAAGAUGGUAUUAACAAAGUAAAGUAAACUCCCUCAUUGUUAAACUUUUUACUUAAUGAUUGUUUUUCGGCACUCCCAUUUUUUCCAAGUUAUUUAGAUUCAGAAAACCUGCUAGAAAUGACUUAUUUUCAGCUAAUCAGGGCAUGUGUUUGUGAGAACAACACAUUAAAUGCUACCUAUACUUUCAUUAAUAAACAUGUUACCCAAAACAGCAGUGUGAACUUCAAACUGUGGAGGCUAUGAUGCUAGAACCGAGCUGAAGAGGCAAAUCCAAAUAAACUGUUUUACUUACCUAAAAGAGCGUUAGCUACUCACAUGACGCUGGAAAUAUUCAAAAUGGUUUUGAACAAAAAUAUCAUGUUAGAGAGUCAAACCGGCGGCAGAUUUUAUGUAGUGGAUGGUUACAACAUUUCUACCUUAAGAGAAAUUUCCAGAUUUUUAUCUUUAGUUUUGCAUUUGGCUGUGAACUUAAAGUUUUUAAAAAAUCUUUGAUGUGAUCGUGUGCUUACCUUUCUGUUAGAGCCGGUAUGAGAUCCUCAUAGUAUUUGAACCUUGAGGAAAAUAAAAAUGUCAGGCAUUACACAAAAUUGAGAAAUAAAGUAGAUUUUAUUUAACGCAGAAACAAUUUAUUCUAUCAUUCCUUUAAAAAUAACUAAUUGAUUAUUAAAUUAGAAUAAUUAUCCAUUACUUUUAUUCAUUAUUUUAAAUGUGCUAAUUCAACAACAUGUCAUUCAUUUUUGACUUUCUGCUCUUUAUAGAAGAAUAUAAAUGCAAAAAUCUGAUAUUAGCUGGUUAUUUAGUAAGGAUAUCAAAUUGUAUAGAGACAUAAUAGAUAUGCAACUCAUAGCUCGCUAAUUGAAGUUUAAAACUGUUUAAUAGGAAUGACUGGAGAAACUCUGUUAGGUUCCAUCUGCUCGUACUGGCAGCAUUCUAAACAACCAGAUCUGUCUUUUCUCUUGUUACAAAGGCAAGGUGUACUGGGCCUUCUUUGGCUCAGGAGUGCACAGCAACAGGUGGGGAAGGGGGAGUGUUGUGCAAUUCUAUUCUCCAUACAGCCAGACUAAACUUACAAUGGUCUGGUAGUUUCUCAGCCUUAAACUUUUAACACCAGUGUAAUGAAACAUGUUAGUAGUUUGUGAAACUGGUUAAUCCCGGAUCACAAGUUGGUUCUCUUGCUGAAUCAAAAGUUGAUGUGGCUUCAAAUGUUGAACUUUUCUGAAAUCUAGAAUAUGUGUUGAACUUAAGAAAUACAAGCAAAUGGCUUCUUUUUUUUACCUCCAUGUUUUUUAGAAAGUCCAUUUGAUGGGAUUAUUGAUUCUUUAGAACCUUUGAGCUUAUUGGUCUGGAAUUUGCUGAAGAAAAAAAAAAUCCCCAAAGACCUGCAGACCACACACUGUCCUCUGGGAUAACUGCCAGAUACUUCCUGCGUUAUCCAUGUAGCUGUGACAUUAAACUGGUUGUUACCCUCACUGAUAGAUUUGAACAUAAACAUGAUUUCACAUCCUGGUCUAGAGACUUGAUGGGUUCCGAAUGAUCAGUUUACACACAAACAAAGGAGGUACGGUAGUUUGUUAGUGUUCAUCAAAUGAAUGUGUCGUAAUUUGAACAAAAAGGUAUUACCUGCUUUACAUUACUGACUGCCAGCAAGAGCAUUGUUUUCUUUUGUCUAAGAUCAAUUACUGUACCUGCUGGCCAAAUGAUGGGCUCUUUGUGCUUUAGCUGCUUCAUAUUUCUCCACUGUUUGCUGUGGUUCUGGUGACUAGCAGGAUUCUACCAUGACAAACUGUGGUUGCACAAUAUGACAAAGCAGUCUGCUGUAAUCCAGGGCACCAUGGGGGAUUUUUAUCCCUCUCAGAGGAACCCUUCAGGCUGACACACUGUAACUGAAACUCCCAAAGCUUGGCUUAAGUCAUGACAGGAAUAAAAUUAGCUGUGUGCAUGGAUAAUUGUUUUAUAUGAGAAACUGACUUGCUGUGCCCAAGUAAAGGAAAGGUACAAUCAAACCAUAAACCCUCCUAAGAAGAUAAAUGAUUUUUACCGAGCUGUCAAAUAUUGACCUGGUGGUUUAUACAUUGGGCCAAAUCACAAACAGAGAACACCCUGCAUAAAGUACCCUUUUACUCUUAUAACUAACUUUAAUCAAUGUCAUGAGUUGUUAGGGAAGCAUUCUUUAUUGUUUUUUUCAUUAAGGUUUUGAAGGGUGUGUAUGAGCAGUCAAUGUCUCACUGGCAAUAGAUAUUGGUUUGAGAAAUCCAUGAUUGGAGAAUAUUUGCAGACUUCCCAAAAACUGGAAAUGUUUAGAACAUUUUUAGCUUAGUGCCACUCAGUUAACUAAGUAGUAGAAUAGCAGUCAUCUUAUUUAGCCAAAAACAAAAAAAAUCCCUUCUUCUUUUCAAAGAUGGUGUAAUCUAGAGGUGUGAAAGUGUUUUAAUGAACGACUCCAACAUUUUUAGAGUGCUAUUCAGCUAAGUAGAUAAGCAAUUGCUUAGCAGUUGGCUUGGCUAGCCAGAAAAAAGUUCAAUUUUUCUUUUCAAAGAUUAGCGUUACUUAGAGGUGUGAAGGUGCUUAAUAAACCAAAAACAGGGAGUUAGUUACUUGCAAAACUUGCAUUAAUUUCCUACUCGACAUCCUGUCAUGAGUCUGAUCUGACCACUGUCUACUCCAGUUAAGACAUCUGGAAACUGUAGUCCAUGACUGCUGACACAUUCACUGUGGGGAAAGUCCAAAACUCAGACUUUUCUCUCAUGAAGAAUUUCAACCAACCUUUAAAAGUUGACUAAUUUAUAAAUGAAGGACAAGAUGCCUACCGACUGAACCAAUUGGAUAUCGUUUCACUUGGUUCAUUUGCAGUGGAUUCCAGUGCAAUCCUUUACUAUAGAUUAAGCAGAUAGCUAGAUGUACAGUGUCUUUUUAGAAUGGUAGCUAGCUAAUUCUCAGGAAGCUGUGUACUAAGUACUGUAUUAAAGGCUCAUUAUGGAAAUUACAAACAAAACAAGUCAAAAAUAAGAGUGACUUGAUGAGGUCAUCAUUUAAUUGAUGAGUUGCUUCACUCUGGGUCUUUUGAUGAAGUGUAGACUAGAUUAACACUGAUGAUGUUUUUCUUUCUGGGCCUUUAAGACAAUAUGAUAACAGCCCUUAUGCUGAAUCUAAUGAUGCUGUCUAUGGAGGCUCUGCACAGACCCCUGGCUUAUGUCAAUCCACUGUCGUAGUGUAAAAGUUCUGGGCCCUCAUUCAAGAGACGUUUAUUUCUGUUUAACCUUGAAUUAUCUGUGCAAACAUUAAAAAAAAAAAAUAAAAAAAAAAACAGACAAACAUUCGCAGUGAAACUCAACCAUUUGGUAAAGAAUACUCAUACUUGCUUUUGAUGUUUGUUUAGUUAUCUGAGCAGAAUUUGUAUACUGUUCCAUACAAAGGGCUGCGUUAAGCAGUCAGUCAUGUUUCUCACACAUUGUAGCGUGCAUCUGUCAUUUGUUUUGGGAGGGGUUUUUUCCCACAGGCCCAGGACAUAAUUUCAUAACAUAUUAACAGUUAGAAUAUAAAGAAAACAUAGCCCUGAGGCCUCUGUGGUCAUGUGAGGCUUCCAAGAAUCAGUACCUGUACGAUCGUCGUUCUGGUCUUUUUUCUGGGUACUUUGGUUCCUGAAGACUUGACAAUGAACCUAUGAAAAAAAAAAGAACCUUAAAAAGGAACUGAAAAUACCUUAACCCUGAUGAGCACAUAUUUGUACCACUCCAGGUGCCUCUAAGAACUCUUGAAUUAAUUCUGAUGUGGUGCAGAACCAGCAAAACAAGUAGUGGCACGGUAGGUUUUUUUUUUUCUACUACAGGCUGAGCUCUGAAACGAGAUGGUUAUUUAUAGACUUGAGGUCAAUUCAGUUUCAAAUCAUGAAAUGAAAACAAAGUCGAAUUAAUUUCCUCACUUUGUAUAGAACGUAGGAGUAAAAAACAUAUAUUUUUAUUUUCAUUUGUCAAUUGGACUCCAAAGCUGAAUUCGCCUCAGUCUAGAACUGUGGGAUCAUUUAAUGAUGUGAAAAAGACUGAGAGGCUGUUAAGAGUCGGUGAGAAGUAAUUUCUGAUUUCUAGCUACAAACAAAAUGUUUGUGGAUUAUGUAAAUGUCAUGGACAUGUCAAUGAUUUAUCAUCUUU
Messenger RNA from Xiphophorus hellerii (green swordtail), 9473 nucleotides. It is a transcript of the gene lhfpl4a, whose product is annotated as LHFPL tetraspan subfamily member 4a. Gene Ontology annotation, molecular function: GABA receptor binding. Gene Ontology annotation, biological process: gamma-aminobutyric acid receptor clustering; sensory perception of sound. NCBI's taxonomy places the organism in Eukaryota, Metazoa, Chordata, Actinopteri, Cyprinodontiformes, Poeciliidae. The record is from RefSeq and is a predicted model, not a curated record. Bases 950 to 1666 code for a protein of 238 amino acids. Gene Ontology annotation, cellular component: postsynaptic membrane; inhibitory synapse; plasma membrane. The transcript is spliced from 4 exons.